GAUCUGGGAGGCAAGCAGUGAGGCAGAAGAGGCACUUAAGCAUCACACGUCAGCGAACACAUGUUGUUAUUUAAUGCCACGCUUGCAAAAUUUACGAUAUAUCUGGCUAGCUCGCAUGUACCAUUACCCUGGAGAGCCUCAAGUGUGAGUGUGUGUGUCCUGCGAAGAGGCGCCUGAAGAGAGAUACGAGGGGCCAUAUUGUACAGAAGGCAAGAUGGGGCUGGAGGACUACAAGGACCUCAUCUCCACCGUGGGCACCAUUGUCACCAUCAUCCAGUUCCUGAGUGGCAUCGACAUCUGCCGCAGGAUCGUCAGGCAGGGAUCCACAGGGGACAUUUCCGGCUUCCCCUUCGUCGGGGGGGUCUUCUCAACCAGCACGUGGCUCACCUACAGUCUGCUGCUGUGGGACAGUGCGAUGUCUGUCACUAAUGCUGUUGGGCUCUCACUGCAGGUGAUCUACUUGUGCACCUACGUGAGGUACUGCACCUCCGCCGGGCCGUGGCUCACCGUGCGUCGCCAGAUUGCUGUGACCAUGAUGGUGGUGGCUCUCAUACAGUACUACGUCUUCCUCUCAGGUGACGAUUCAGAGAACGUCAAGACGAGAGUUGGCUUAAUGUGCUGUUUGGCGAGCAUCGUCUUCUGUGCCUCACCUCUCAUCUCCUUGACUGAGGUGUUCCGAACUCAGAGCUGUGACGUGCUGCCGUUCCCCCUCAUUUUCACUACCUUCCUCGUCACUGGCCUCUGGUGGCUGUAUGGCAUUGUCAUCCAGAACAACUUUGUCAAGUACCCCAACCUGAUUGGGUGCGCCAUCUCCGGGUUCCAGCUCUUGCUCUUCAUUGUCUAUCCCAGCAAAAGAAAAGACGGUGGGCCAGGCGACUCGAGGGCCGUGUAGGGGAGCGGGAUGCAUGCGGCCGCCAAGAUCCGUCCUUCCUCUGCCCUCUCGGUUUCCACAGAUAUUUAUUCCGGUAUAUAUUUUAUAAGAGAUUUUAUAUGUGUUCGUGUGUGUGUGUGUGUGUGUGUGUGUGUGUGUUGAUACUGUGAACUGAUAUCCUGGAGUUUACUUAUGAGGUGUGGGAAUGGUGUGGGUCAUGUGCUGGUGAAGGAGUGCUCUCUCCCUUUAGUCAGUGUGAUAAACUUCCACAUAACCAGGAAGGAAAUUUUAUGCUAAGAUAAAUGAAGACCUUUUGUAAAUAUAUUUUUUCAAGGAAGUAUAUGUACUAUGAAGUGUGGUUCAUAAACACUGCAAAAUGAGGUGCACGAACGUUGUAGAUGUUGAGAUGAAGAGCUCUUAACAGAUUAAAGUUGUUAUCAGAAACAUAAGAUGAGUGGCAGCGACACACAAAAGUUACCAAUAGUCAUGAAAACGUGUAUUUUUGCCAGAAUUAUAGGACCUCCUACACAAAAGUUAAAUUCAGACACUUUAUAAGCGUCUUAUUGUAUUUUGUGAUAUACUGAUAUAGCUGCAGUUAAUUUGCUCGAUGGAAAAAAUACUUAAGUCUUCAAGACUUAUUUCUCUAGCCAUGUAGACUGACAGAUCUGAGAGCAUGAUAUAAGAGUAUCUCAAACAAAACUGACUUUUCCAUUGCCUUAGUUAGGAAGGGUUUAGGACCAUUUGUAAUGUUGUGCCUUUUCAUGUCAUCAACAAUUGUGACUAAUGACAGUGAUAGGAAUGUAGUGCUAGGUAGUCUUUGGGACAGGUCAAGCUCACCUGAGAUUGAAACUUAAGAAUCUCGUGAUCGCUACUUUGGUUUGCAGUUUUGUCUUAAAUAUGAUGGACUUAAAAGGUUUUCAAACAUAUGGUAUUUAUAUUCUUCAACCCUGACAUAUUACAAUGUGACUUGCACAGUAAUGCAGGGCAGGCCAAGAGAGACCUGUCAUGAGCUAUUCAUUGAAAGGCGGCCAUCAGCCAUCACUGUAGUAGAAUGAUAACUGAGUGAGUGGUAAUGUGUCAAAGUCAAAUAUACUUGUACUUAACUGUUGUUGUGCUGUGCUAUAUUGUUUCUAAUGGAUGUUCCACAAACAACUUCAUUCAGGGAGAACAAGUACAACAGUUGCAAUUUCUUAGAGACACAUAGGUAGGAAGAAAGGUGCAGUAUGUAUUAUAUUAAGAGUGCAUUUUCAGCCUUUGCCUUGUCUAGUCACCACCCAGACAUUACUGAUUUAGUUCAGGGGAAAAUGAUCAUGAUAGUUAUUUCUUUAAUGAAUUGUAGACAGAGUUCAGACUUUCCUCCAUGUGGCAAGUCUUGAGAGCAGCAUAAACUUACCAACCCAAUGAAAAUGGCUUUAUUACUGUAGUUUCUUUUUCAAAUUAGAAGUAGUGACUUAUUUUUGUGUCCUGUAUGUUAAAUGAAGUGAGGAGUUAGGCCUCAGGAAAGGUACAAGUAGCAAGGCUGAUGUUACUGUUGCAUCUUCUCAGCCUCCUCAGAUGCUCCUGUGUUCAGCCAUUCUAAUUGUUUCUGAAAGGCAUACUUCUUAUUUAAAUGCUUUUGUGGUCAUUGUUAUGGGUUAAGAGGAAAUAUUUAGCAUUUCGUUGUGUUGCCAUAGUGAUAGAGGGACGUAAGGGCUGUGGUGCUCGGUGCUCAGCCACGAAGAGGAAGGGUGUUGAUGCUGCCCCUCCAAUCCUGUCGUAGUUUCAUGAGGUAUACAUUCUCAAGAGUGCAAAAGGCUAAUCUCAAUUGAUCUAGUUUAUUUUUACUAUUGGUCUGCCUAAGUCUGUGUUAAGGGUGACAGGUUUUUUCAAAGUGAUGUAUUUCCUUCCUUGCUUGGCUCGUGAUGCCCCCGCUCACUCCUUCCACCCCCCGCGAUCCACUAGACCAAAGUCAUGAUCAGAGUCAAGGUCGAUGGAUAGCUUGUUGGUUUCCUUCUCCCAUUCCGUUGUUGGUGUCAAGUCAGCUGCUGGGAAGAGUCAAAGCUCCACCUUUCCCAUGUACUGACCACACAGCCACUGUUACACUAAUGACUCGCUAAGGAAGUGCCUUUGAUAUUUGAUGUGGGACCAAAGUGUGCCGUAGAUUGUAAGAACUACCCAACCUCUUGCUUUUGAGGAAGGGUGUUGUGCUGACCUGCCGGGUGAUGCAGUGUGGUUGGACCCGGCUGGACUGUCAUGGGUUUUGUUGCUUGUCUCCUUGUCAUAGCAACUCCUGAAUAGUUUGUAGACUUAACCUCUGUCAGGCAGUGCUGAAAGGCUUGUUUCUGCUGAGUGGGCUGUUUGCUCUCUUUCUUCUUUUUUACAAUCUAGUUGAGUUAUCCAGUGUUUUUAUAUUUGGAAAAAACUGGUCAUGUAUUGUGUUCUGUGUUAUGAGGUGAAUACAGAUUUGAUUCUCAGGUUUACAGAGUACAGUACCAAUGCAAUGCAAAGACUACUAGUUUAUUUUCAAAUCUUAAGAGGUUUGUGGACAGAUAUGCCUUGGCAGUGUUUGUAUGUAUAUAUUUUUGUGUGUGCUUUCAUGUGUGCGCACAUUUGUGGGAAGGACUCACAUACACUAAACCGCAUACUAAUUUUAGUGUGUACUGUGUCUUCCAGUUUUGAUUUGUAUUUUUUCACAAAAAGCCUUCCUGUAAGUAACUGCUCUUCAAUAGCUACUUCUGUUCCCUGCCCUGCCACUGGGUUGCUCUCUGUGGGGGAGCAGUUAACCUUUUGUCAAAAUAAAAAAGAUUUUCAGUA
Molecule: messenger RNA, 3664 nt
Organism: Eriocheir sinensis (Chinese mitten crab)
Lineage: Eukaryota; Metazoa; Arthropoda; Malacostraca; Decapoda; Varunidae
Product: sugar transporter SWEET1-like
Exons: 6
Coding region: 215-892 (225 amino acids)
Biological process (GO): carbohydrate transport
Cellular component (GO): membrane
Molecular function (GO): sugar transmembrane transporter activity
Source: RefSeq, a predicted model, not a curated record